AUGAAUUCAACGGUCUCGAACUCCAUGGAUGACCAACUAGCCGAAUUCAGUUCCAUAUUCCCAAACGUUUUCUCAUCAUACCAAGUUCCAGGGUUGGACGUGACAAACAACUACACAGUAUCCAAUCGCCCAGACAAGACCCAAAGCACCAAUCCUGUCCAUUACGGCGAUCCGUCUUUCACGGGUCCCUGGAUGGAUCUGGGCACCGCUGCAUCCUCUCUACCAUCUACACUUUUCUCAACAAGUAAUGAACAAGCGAGAGGGCCUCAGAAGGAGAUUGUUCAAGAUAAGACGCACGGCUCUUCCUGCUAUGAACCUAAGCCGCAGUAA
Penicillium malachiteum is the source of this 330-nucleotide messenger RNA. RefSeq lists its product as uncharacterized. The record is from RefSeq and is a predicted model, not a curated record. NCBI's taxonomy places the organism in Eukaryota, Fungi, Ascomycota, Eurotiomycetes, Eurotiales, Aspergillaceae. The coding region runs from base 1 to 330 and encodes 109 amino acids. The transcript has a single exon.